UGAUGAGAUGAUGUAUGGGACAACGCAGCGCAUUAACUCCCACUAUCCCAUCCCGUAAAAUCCCACACAUAGAGAGUUGGAGGUGUUCCGACGCUUUCCGACUCACCAGCAUAACUGAACCCUUAUCGGUUAUGAUAUUAUUGGUAAAACAAGAAACUGAAGGAAAGAUAGAAUGAGGGUGUGGCUUGCAGUAGUGAUAUCGAUAUGGUUAUUGCUUGAACCAAGCUGCGCAGCCGAUCUAAGUUUCGACUUGGGAAGUGCUACCAAGACUAUCUACUCUAAACUGUUGAGCGAUGUGCGUGAUAAAGUGAAGGAUCCAAAACUUAAGUAUGGUGAUACGAAUUUACCAGUAAUUGCGGCACCUUCAAAUCCACCAAAGUAUCUUCUUGUUGAUAUCAAGACACCGGAAGGAGCGACAAUCACAUUUGCUCUGAAUAAAAACGAUUUAUAUUUGGAUGCUUAUCUUGACAAAUUUCAGGGGAAGUUUAGAGCACAUUUUUUUACUAAUACACCCAAUACUGCUAAGAAGAGUCUUUUCCCAGAGGCUAAGGGUGAUGCAAAUCGUGUAGAUAUGUACUAUGCUAAUACAUAUGAUGCAAUUGAGGGUCAGGCUAAAGCUAAAAGAAGCGAGCUGGGUUUAGGAGUUGAGAAAUUAAAAGAGUUAGUCGACUACGUUUAUGGAUUGGAGUUUGUUAAAAAGAAAGGUGUUGAUAAAAAAGAAGCACAGUUAAUGCUUUUUGUCAUCCAAAUGGUUUCUGAAGCAGCAAGAUCCAAAUAUAUAGAAGACAUGAUUCUUCAAAAUUUUGACACAUCUAUCGUCCCGGAUCCUAAAGCGAGAAGUUUGGAAAAUGAAUGGGGGAAAAUUAGUGAAGGUAUUAAGAACUCUAAGAAUGGAGUAAUCUCACCGGAGCUUGAUGAUUUACUGGAUGCUCAGGGUAAGGCAUGGAAAGUGUCAAAAGUUAAAGACAUAGAAGGUGAUAUGGGGCUCUUGAAAUACUCAGGCAAGAAGAAGCUAUUAGCUCUAUUUUAUGACAUGUUCUUGACUUUUUUUAAAGCCAAUAAUGAGGAGGCUGAAUUGUGAAUCAGAACAAGGUGGGUUGCAUCAAUGAGAGUAAUUACACGCGUUUUGCUAUAAGCCAAUGUAUUAUGUGUGAAAAUUAUUGGUGUUACAGUCAAAUAAGGCAGCAAUAUUUUUGUUUAGUUUGUAACUUGUAGUCCCCGUCAACAUACAUGAAGGGACAGUAGUAUUUCAAUCCAUGCAACGCAGAAUUUCUACAA
Molecule: messenger RNA, 1278 nt
Organism: Beta vulgaris subsp. vulgaris (sugar beet)
Lineage: Eukaryota; Viridiplantae; Streptophyta; Magnoliopsida; Caryophyllales; Amaranthaceae
Product: ribosome-inactivating protein PD-L3/PD-L4
Exons: 2
Coding region: 173-1081 (302 amino acids)
Biological process (GO): negative regulation of translation
Molecular function (GO): rRNA N-glycosylase activity
Source: RefSeq, a predicted model, not a curated record